UUAUUUACGACCGAUCGACAUCGUAAAUGAGCCUUUCCCUAAUCUGAAAAGUUUUUUUUCAAAAUGCGAUCUAUCUGUCUAGGGAUCUAUGAUCUCUAUAUAUGAGUUUUGUAUAAAAAAUGUAUUCAACGUAUUACAAAGACGUUCACUUACGACGUCGAAAAAUUGAUUUUAUGUCGAAAGGACUACUAGGGCCUAUAUUGAUCGGACAUAUUUUGAUCAUAUCUUUUUUUUAACGAUCUGUAUAUCUAACAAUGAGAUCCGUAGGCCCACUGUUCACGCAGCGGCGCUUCAUAAAAGCAUAAGCGCAGUCUAUUAGACGCGACGUCCAUACGAAGCGUACAGUAAGAUACAUUUUGUCUGGCAAAAUGCGAAGCGACGAGGAAAACGCGUUCAUCCUACAUCGGCAGAUUCGUUUAUAGACGUAACCUGUCGCAUCGUACGCGUACGCCUCGCUACUGACAAUAGCGAGUUAACGCCAGCCGUCACGAUGAAAACGCGUAACGACAAAGACGAGUCGCUACUGUUCCUGAUGGACAGGUGCACGUUUUACUUUACAAUCUACAAUGACCGCCGCAUGCAAGCGUAUUGUUAACAUUAACGCGUCUAAUACGCUUUCUAUGAAACGACGCUUCGUGGACAGUGGGUGUUAAGCCGAAUUUACACUGUUUCACUUGGAAGGAACACGGCGGAUGAACGCUGCUUUCAUUCUUCUUCCAUCCGUGUAUAAAUCUGUUCAUGUGUUCAGGUGUUCCAUACACGGAUCAAAGCAGCGUUCAUCCGCCGUGUUCCUUCAAAGCGAAACGGUGUAAAUUCGGCUUUAGUCUCUCAGAUAUUUCGUUCUAAUACCAUUCAUCCCUACGCCAGUCCUCUAAUAAAUGAGAAUGAAAUUUUCCUUAUUUUAGAUGAGAUGUCUUGGUUAGAAAAUAUAGCUUCGACAGACCAACAAUAUUCCGAAAAUGUUUUCGAUAUCCCGUCAAUGCCACUGACACCGACUUCUUCUCAGAUGAACGUUCAGAGCCCUUGUUUCCCUGGAAACCGGGAUCCCCCGUUGAGUCACGGAUAUCUUUGGAAUAACUUUUCCAAUCCUAGCAAUAUUUCAACGUCAGUUAACACGUUGAGUGAUCGUGGAUUGUCACCGUUUCAUAGCGCAAAUAUUCAGCAUUCCAAUAGUAAUCGAAAUUAUCGAAUAUACAGAUGGGAGCAAUAUUCGCAGCGAAACUCCACUAUCGAUGAAGAGGAUAUAGUUGACGAGCCGAGGGAAAGAAUAAACAUAAAUUCCACAGAGCAAUCUUUAGAUUUUAUUUGUGAGAGAGCUCAAGAUCGUCAAAUCUCCACGACUACAACGGUAUUUCGCGCUUGGGAAAUUCCGGCAUAUCAGAACACUGGCCAAAACACUGAAAACCAGCUGAAAUGUCGUUCGUGGCAAGAGUCACGGUAUUCGAUUGGCUUGAGCAACAAUUCCUUUGACAAUGAAGCGUGUUCCGUAGAACAAGGUGAGACAAAUAAACGAUUGACUGGCGACAGACCUCGCAAAGAAAGGACUGCAUUUACAAAACACCAAAUUCGCCACCUUGAAUACGAAUUUGCGCAUAGUAAUUAUCUGACACGUUUACGUCGUUAUGAAAUAGCAGUUGCUCUCGAUCUAACAGAACGUCAGGUAAAGGUAUGGUUUCAAAAUAGACGUAUGAAGUGGAAGAGAACAAAAGCAGGAUUAGGAAGUGGAUCAGAAAAAUUUUGAUGAUCCCUGAUUAAUUAUUUCUUUAAUUUUAAACAUCUUAUACAAUGUCCAAUGUAAAUAGUAAAUUAAGUAAAAUCAUGUUAUAAUUAUAACAUUUGUACAUUAUUGUGUUUAAUAAAAAAUUUAUGUAACAUUAUUUAGAGGAAUCUAUU
Bombus pyrosoma is the source of this 1893-nucleotide messenger RNA. It is a transcript of the gene btn, whose product is annotated as homeobox protein Hox-C13b-like. NCBI's taxonomy places the organism in Eukaryota, Metazoa, Arthropoda, Insecta, Hymenoptera, Apidae. Gene Ontology annotation, biological process: positive regulation of transcription by RNA polymerase II. Gene Ontology annotation, cellular component: nucleus. Bases 911 to 1741 code for a protein of 276 amino acids. Gene Ontology annotation, molecular function: DNA-binding transcription factor activity, RNA polymerase II-specific; RNA polymerase II cis-regulatory region sequence-specific DNA binding. The record is from RefSeq and is a predicted model, not a curated record. The transcript has 4 exons.